Molecule: messenger RNA, 1692 nt
Organism: Penicillium brevicompactum
Lineage: Eukaryota; Fungi; Ascomycota; Eurotiomycetes; Eurotiales; Aspergillaceae
Exons: 2
Coding region: 1-1692 (563 amino acids)
Source: RefSeq, a predicted model, not a curated record
AUGCGAGGCUCUUCAAUCGUUCUGCUGUACGCAGCCACCUUGGCCUCGGGUAUGGUCAUGAACCCCAGACACGCUGCUGAGGCUCAUCUUGCCGUCCGCGGCGGCGGUGGCGGCGAUGAGAAUGGUGGUGGUGACUGGUGGGACCAUGGUGACCAUGGUGAUCAUGGAGACCGCGGUGAUCAUGACGGUGAUCAUGGCCACGGUACUCCCCCAUCGGAGACUACUCCUUGCGAGACUGAGACUCCUCCGCCUGUCGAGACUCCCCCUCCCGUGGAGACCUCUACUCCGUGUGAGACUGAUACUCCCACUCCUCCUCCGGUUGUGACUCCUACUACCACUCCGUGUGAAACCGACACUCCCACUCCUCCUCCCGUGGAGACAUCUACUCCAUGUGAAACUGAUACUCCCACUCCUCCCCCGGUGGUGACGCCUACCACUACUCCUUGCGAGACUGAUACGCCCACCCCGCCUCCAGUUGAGACAUCUACUCCCUGUGAGACUGAUACGCCCACUCCUCCUCCAGUUGAGACAUCUACUCCCUGUGAGACUGAUACGCCCACUCCUCCUCCGGUCUCAUCUACCCCAUGCGAGACGGAUACUCCUACUCCUCCCCCUGCUACAUCUACUCCAGUUUCCCCUACCACCCCAUGUGAAACUGACACUCCCACUCCUCCCCCUGCUACCUCUACCCCGGUGUCUCCCACUACGCCUUGCGAGACUGAUACCCCUACUCCUCCCCCUGCUAGCAGCACCCCGUGUGAGACUGACACUCCUACACCUCCUCCUGCUACUUCUACACCAGUUUCGCCCACUACCCCUUGUGAAACUGAUACCCCCACUCCUCCCCCCGCUACAUCUACUCCAGUGUCCCCAACAACACCCUGUGAGACCGAUACUCCUACUCCUCCUCCUGCUUCCUCUACUCCGGUGUCUCCUACUACUCCUUGUGAGACCGACACUCCCACUCCCCCUCCUGCUAGCACAACUCCCUGCGAGACGGAUACCCCUACUCCUCCUCCCGCCAGCACCACUCCUUGCGAGACAGACACUCCUACCGUGCCCCCUCCAGCUAGCACCACUCCGUGUGAGACUGAGACCCCAACAGUCCCUCCCCCGGCCUCCACUACUCCCUGUGAGACCGAGACUGUGCCUCCCCCUCCAGUUGUCGUGACCACUACCUGGACCACCACCACCUGCCCUGUGACCUGGAGCACUGUCUCAAGCGGAACAACAACCUACACCCACCCAGUGACCCAGACCAACACGAUCACUGUGACAUCUGUCUCUACCUGCACUGAGGGUUGCACUCAGCCUACAGUUCCUGUUGUUGUGCCUCCGCCCGCACACACAACCUCUGUCAUCGUGCCUCCUCCAGUGCAGACCACUUCUGUCGAGGUUCCUCCUCCCGCCCACACAACCUCUGUCGUUGUGCCUCCUCCAGUGCAGACCACUUCCGUCGAGCAAAGACUACCUCUGUCGCGGUUCCUCCCCCCUGCUACUGAGCCCACUGCUCCAGCCGCAUCUACCUCCCCGGUCUCCCCCGUGCAGCCCACUACCGCGGCCACAUCGGCAUCGUCCACAACCGCUCCUCCCGCUUCUUCCUCGCCCGCUUUCAACAGUGCACCUGCUCAGUUCCAGAAGAGUAUUGCGGCCUUCAUCCCAGGUCUUGCUCUUCUGUUCACUCUGCUGUAA